Messenger RNA from Helicoverpa zea (corn earworm), 2165 nucleotides. Its product is annotated as potassium voltage-gated channel protein Shaw-like. Gene Ontology annotation, biological process: potassium ion transmembrane transport; protein homooligomerization. The transcript is spliced from 9 exons. Bases 1 to 1917 code for a protein of 638 amino acids. Gene Ontology annotation, molecular function: delayed rectifier potassium channel activity. Gene Ontology annotation, cellular component: dendrite membrane; voltage-gated potassium channel complex; neuronal cell body membrane. NCBI's taxonomy places the organism in Eukaryota, Metazoa, Arthropoda, Insecta, Lepidoptera, Noctuidae. The record is from RefSeq and is a predicted model, not a curated record.
AUGGCCGACAAAAGGGUGCCGACCAGGAGGAUGAUGCCUAAAUGGUUAACCUUUGUUAUUGGAGCAGCCAGUGGAUCCACACUAUCAGUCCAAAAAGGCUCAUUUCUAUUUUCUUUUCCCAGAACCGGCAAACUGCACUAUCCCACAAAUGUGUGCGGGCCACUGUUCGAGGAGGAGCUGGAGUUCUGGGGGCUGGACUCCAACCAGGUGGAACCGUGCUGCUGGUCCACCUACAGUAUACACAGGGAUACACAGAACACCCUGGCAAUCCUCGACAAACUGGACAUUGACAGUGAGAAGCCGUCUGAAGAGGAGAUCGCGCGGCUGUUUGGGUACGAGGAGGCGUACCUGUCAGGGGACCUGGGCAUCUGGCAGAGAGUCAAGCCUAAAGUGUGGGCGCUGUUUGACGAGCCCUCCAGUUCACCUGCUGCUAAGGUGAUAUCAGCAAUAUCCGUCUUCUUCAUCUGCAUAUCAGUCCUGUCCUUCUGCUUGAAGACGCACCCUGACCUCCGGGUGUUCAGCCACGGGACUCUGGUCAGAGAGAACGGCUCAGAGUCUCUAGAGAUGCUCUGGCACGACAAUGGGAAACCACAUGCAGCAUUCUUUUAUAUAGAGCUGGUGUGUAAUGUGUGGUUCACUAUUGAAUUGCUGGUGCGAUUUUUGGUGGCCCCAAACCUAAUAGAAUUCGUCAAAUCACCAGUGAACAUAAUAGAUUUUAUAGCAACACUAAGUUUUUACAUGGACGUGGUAGUAGAACUGACAGUGGUUCGGCAGUACGUGGAUAAAGCCGACAUUCUGGAGUUCAUCUCCAUCAUCAAGAUCCUCAGACUGUUCAAGCUGACGAGGCACAGCCCAGGGUUAAAGAUUCUGGUGCAUACCUUCAAGGCGUCGGCUAAGGAAUUGACGCUGUUGGUGUUUUUUCUGGUGCUCGGCAUCGUGAUAUUUGCGAGCCUUGUUUAUUAUGCUGAGAAAUCGCAGGAUAACCCCGACAACCAAUUCAAGUCCAUCCCCCUGGGUCUAUGGUGGGCCAUAGUAACGAUGACCACCGUGGGCUACGGAGACAUGGCACCCAAGACAUAUCUAGGCAUGUUCGUGGGCGCACUGUGCGCUUUGGCGGGCGUACUCACCAUUGCGUUGCCGGUUCCAGUCAUCGUGUCCAACUUCUCUAUGUUUUAUUCACAUACUCAGGCCCGGUCGAAACUUCCAAAGAAACGGCGCCGCGUGCUACCAGUGGAACAGCCGAGAAGAAAACGCGACGCUAGCGCCUCCAACCGCCGUGUCAAUGCUGUGAAACAUCCCGUAGUACUGAAAGACUUGCCUCCGGGAGGGAAUAAGUUUGGUGUCAACGGAAUGAACAUGAUCAGCCUCGCACUCCAGGGUCCAACGACGAAUCUCCUCCGGCCACCAGCCACUGCCACCAUGCCUCUUCAAGCAAGAGCACCCAUUGUCGAGAGUCCGGUAAUCAACACGCAGUCGGGUGCCAUAUCGCUAGCGUCACUGCAACCGCCUCUAAUGACUGCCCCACCCCUGCAACCAAGACCUGCAACCACUGGCUCCUUAGACCUCAUGCUGCCAUUACAACCCAAGUUGCUACCAGGUUACAACCUCCAAUCGUCAUUCCUCUCCAACACCCUAUCAACAGUAAGGCCACCAGACAUAGAAAAGAAAGACGAUCUAUAUAAACCCAGAAUCGAAGUCAUUGUAGAAAAAAGGGAAGCAGAAGACAGUGAUGCUUUCGAAGAUUCAAAUAAAACAGACCAAGUUAAUGGCUACAGUGAAUCUAGCAAUCAUAAUAUAUCUGAAGUAGUUGAUAAUGAUAAUGUGAUUAAAGAUGAAAUUAAUUCUAAUCUAAUAGACACUAACAGUAUUGUGAAUUCAAAUGAUAAUGAUGAUAGUCCCAAUAACAAUUCUUAUUAAAUGUUAAUUGUAAAUGUUUCUAGCUGUGAAACCCCGUUAGAUAAAAAUGUCUCCCAUUAGAUUUUAUGAAUCUGUAAUAUAAAGAAAUCUCUUUUCUUAGAAUUUUCUAGUCAAUAUAUUUGUGUCAAAUCAUGGUAUAUAAAGGAUAAGGCACUUGAAAUAUUUUUACUUAUUGAUGAUGGGAGUGUAAAGGUGCUAUGUGGAAGAAAAUUUGAAAAGAUUAGAAAAAUAUGAUUGCACUAAAAUGU